UAUUAUUCAUCAUCAUCAUCUUCAUCCUUCUAGUGUUUUCAGAAUGUCUUGCAAAACGACGUCGCCUAAGAUCGCGAUUCCUAUCUGAAUGCAUUGAAAAUGCCCAGCAAGGAAUCAAUUUAUGUUGAUUAGGAAAUUUAGGUGACUGGAGGUGGAAAGCAGAAAAGCACAUACAAUCUUUAAGAGACUUCUCUAGCAAAGGGUAGUGUUGCAAUGUUGGCGUCUAAAGAAAUUAUGACAUUCAAAUCUUACCAGAACCAGGCUAAUAUGUUCGUGAAGGAAUAUAUACUAGCAGACUCUCUGCUUCCAUAUACUUCUGUUAUUGGUGGAAUUUUUGCUUGCAAGAUGGUCUAUGAACUCACUCAGCUUAUUGGUACUAAUUACUUUAAGAUCUAUUCCAGCUUCUCAAAAAUCCAACGAAUUGAGUGGAAUAAUCGUGCUAUAUCAACUAUUCAUGGCAUUUUCAUAACAAUUAUGUCAUUGUACUUCGUGUUUUGCUCAAAUCUAUUUUCUGACAACCAGUCUACCGAACCUGUUACAGUUAGAAGCUCUUCAUUGUCGACAUUUGCACUAGGGGUUUCUGUUGGUUACUUCAUCGCUGAUUUUGCGAUGAUAUUUUGGUUUUUUCCUUCUCUUGGUGGAUAUGAGUAUGUGAUUCAUCAUCUGUUUUCUUUAGUAGCAGUAGCAUAUUCGAUGUUAAGUGGGGAAGGACAGCUUUACACGUACAUGGUCCUGAUCUCUGAGACAACUACUCCAGGGAUUAAUUUGAGAUGGUAUCUUGAUGCAGCAGGAAUGAAAAGGUCUAAAGCUUAUCUCAUCAAUGGGGUAGUAAUAUUCAUUGCUUGGCUGGUUGCCAGAAUACUUCUGUUCAUUUACAUGUUUUACCAUGUCUACUUGCACUUUGAUCAGGUUGAACAGAUGCACACCUUUGGGCAAAUAUUAGUAAUUGUUGUGCCAUUGGUGCUAUCGGUUAUGAACAUGAUUUGGUUUUCAAAGAUUAUAAAAGGCUUGAGGAAGACAUUGGCAAAGAGACAGUAAAUAAUCUGCUUAGUAUAAAACUUUUUGAAGAAAAUGUAUAGGUUACCACUGUCGAUAUCCAUCUCAUCUUGCGUGAUGUGCACUGAGAUGCAACAGUAUCCAUUUAUGAUUUAAUGUAUUUGGAUCCCAUCCCAUGUGGAUCUAAAUAGUUCCUUUUUUUUUUUUUUUCUUUUUUUCAAUUUUUGUCCACGAAAGAUGAAGAAAAGAGAUGGCAUGGAGUGCAGAAGUGUGUGAUCAUACAACAUG
Gastrolobium bilobum is the source of this 1284-nucleotide messenger RNA. RefSeq lists its product as uncharacterized. Lineage: Eukaryota; Viridiplantae; Streptophyta; Magnoliopsida; Fabales; Fabaceae. Gene Ontology annotation, cellular component: membrane; endoplasmic reticulum. The transcript is spliced from 9 exons. The record is from RefSeq and is a predicted model, not a curated record. Bases 214 to 1038 code for a protein of 274 amino acids. Gene Ontology annotation, biological process: lipid homeostasis.